GCACAGGGGUAUUCCACAUGUCACCUCCUCCAGCGGCUGGAGACAAAGGAUCAGACUGAAGGACAGACUGUGAGUAGCCUGCCUGACAUCUGCCACACCUUAUUACAGGGUAUAAAUACAGGUACAUCUCUCAGCAGCCAUCACUCACAGCAUCACAGGACCAGAGCCAGGCUGACACUUCUCUCCUCAUCACACAACAUGGACUUGCAUGCAGAAGGCGACCAAAAGACAUCUGAUGGAGCAGUAAAAGAUAAACAUGGUGGGAAACCCGACCAUAAACAUGGGGAGCACGGAUCUGGACAUAAGCAUGGCGAGCGCGGAUCUGGACAUAAACAUGGCGAUGACGGACAUAAGCAUGGGGAUGACGGACAUAAGCAUGGGGAUGACGGACAUAAGCAUGGCGAGCACGGACAUGGAGGAGGACACUGCAAAGGACACAAGAAACAAGAGGAAGGCCAUGAGGACAAGUAGAAGAAUAAGAAGUUGAACAAGGAGAAACAUCCCAAAGACAAGAGAAUAAAUAAACAACACUGAAAAAAGCAAAAAUCUGUAAAAAAAAACAAAAACACUAAUCUGAAAUAAUUUAUAUUGGUACAAGGUCACGAUUUCCUUUUGAAGGAGCAAUGUAACCCCAGAGAGAAAAAAUUUGUAGAGGGAAAUUUUCUAGCAGCCAUUUUCCUCCCAAAUCUGGAGCUAAAUGUAAUAGCCUGCAAGCUGCUGGACAAUCAUUUACAAGGCAAAACCAGGUUGGGUUUGCCUUGUGAAUGAUUGCCGCUAUAAAAAUGCGGGCAGACUCGCACAAAGUCCUGCACCUUCGGCAUUUAGCCCCUGGUUUCAUAAACGGUCGUUCAAACAAAUUGGUGAAAUCAAACAGAUCUAACCAAUUUGUCUGAACGACCAUUUUUGUCUUUUUUUCCAGUGUUUGGGAGCAAAUGGAUUUAUUGUAAUUUCCUCCCAUACAUUACCAGAUUUUUGUUCCAACCAGGGAAUUGCUUGGUUGGACAGAAAAUCUUACGGUGUUGCACAUCUUAACUUUUGUGACAGGUUUGCAUCUAUACAGUUACUGAAUGGUCACAGAUUAUAGAGUUGGAUUUGUGUGAUUAAUUCUCUCCUUGCAGUAAUGAUAUGGGCCGGUCUUGAACAACAAAAAUGCAGAAGUAGUCUCAGCAUUUGAGGACCUGAAGUGUGUUCUGUAGGGAAGAAUCGCCUUCUAAAAGCCAAUCAUAAAUCCAAAGCAAAAUGAUGUAUUUGUGCUGCGGAAAUAAACAAAAGACGAUUGUGUAUUA
Molecule: messenger RNA, 1286 nt
Organism: Pseudophryne corroboree (corroboree frog)
Lineage: Eukaryota; Metazoa; Chordata; Amphibia; Anura; Myobatrachidae
Product: zinc transporter 7-like
Exons: 3
Coding region: 199-471 (90 amino acids)
Source: RefSeq, a predicted model, not a curated record